Balearica regulorum gibbericeps (East African grey crowned-crane) is the source of this 1271-nucleotide messenger RNA. The record is from RefSeq and is a predicted model, not a curated record. Lineage: Eukaryota; Metazoa; Chordata; Aves; Gruiformes; Gruidae.
AGAGUGGUUGUAGGAGCUUUAUCAGCGUGUCUCUUGGGGAUAUUGGCAUGUACUCCUUACCCACGUGCCGCUCUGUUCCUCUGCAGGCUGACGGGGAACGAACCCCUGACCAUCCUCCCUCUGACCUCAGAAAUGGAGGAAGCUGCCGUCAAAGCCCACUACAAAGUCUGUGACCGCCUGAAGCUGGAGAAGAAGCAGCGCAGGAUGUGCCGGCGGGACCCCGGUGUGGCCGAGACCCUGAUGGAGGCCAUCAGCAUGAGUGCACUGGAGUGCCAGUACCAGUUUCGCUUCGAGCGCUGGAAUUGCACCCUCGAGGGUCGCUACCGGGCCAGCUUGCUUCCUGCAGGUUUUAAGGAGACAGCCUUCUUGUAUGCCAUCUCCUCUGCGGGGCUUACGCACGCCAUGGCCAAGGCAUGCAGUGCAGGGCGGAUGGAGCGUUGCACCUGCGAUGAGGCCCCCGACUUGGAGAACCGUGAGGCUUGGCAGUGGGGCGGCUGUGGUGACAACCUGAAGUACAGCAACAAGUUUGUCAAGGAGUUCCUGGGGAGGAAGCCCAACAAGGACCUGCGAGCCAGGGUGGACUUCCACAAUAACCUCGUGGGGAUGAAGGUCAUCAAAGCUGGAGUGGAGACAACCUGUAAAUGCCAUGGCGUAUCUGGAUCCUGUACUGUCCGAACAUGUUGGAGGCAGCUCUCUCCAUUCCAUGAAAUAGGGAAGCAACUGAAGCAGAAGUACGAGACAUCGCUCAAAGUGGGGAGCACUACCAAUGAGGCCACGGGGGAAGGAGACAUCUCCCCACCCAAGAAGUCCAUCCCUGGUCACAGUGAUCAAAUCCCAAGGACUACGGAUCUUGUCUACAUUGACGAUUCCCCAAGCUUCUGUAUGAUGAGUAGAUACUCACCUGGGACUUCGGGAAGGAAAUGUUACAAAGACAAGAACUGUGACAGCAUCUGCUGCGGGCGAGGGCACAAUACGCAGAGUCGGGUGGUCACCCGUCCGUGCCAAUGCCAAGUCCGUUGGUGCUGCUAUGUGGAAUGCAAGCAAUGCACCCAGAGAGAAGAGGUUUACACCUGCAAAGACUGACGCGUCUUCUGCUUGAUGGCAACCCUUGGUGACGGGCAAUGGCGAUCUAUGAGAACUACAUAUGGAGACAAACAGGGUUUGAUUGACCUUUUGGGAUCUGAAAGCUAUGUUGAGACAUAAGCACUUUGUAGGGUACAGGUGACCCAGCUGUGUUGCUGUUUUGUUUUUGUUUUUGUUUUGUUUUCCUG